Molecule: messenger RNA, 2056 nt
Organism: Fukomys damarensis (Damara mole-rat)
Lineage: Eukaryota; Metazoa; Chordata; Mammalia; Rodentia; Bathyergidae
Gene: Tmem50b
Product: transmembrane protein 50B
Exons: 7
Coding region: 101-577 (158 amino acids)
Biological process (GO): late endosome to vacuole transport via multivesicular body sorting pathway; protein targeting to vacuole
Source: RefSeq, a predicted model, not a curated record
ACAGGUCAGAGGACCUCAGAUGAGAUAAGGAAGCUAACCCACCCUUUUUGUAUGGAUACAGUAUUUACUGAAAAAAAAAAUCUGUGUUUAAGGAGUAAGAAUGGCAGGCUUCCUAGAUAAUUUCCGAUGGCCAGAAUGUGAGUGUAUUGACUGGAGCGAGAGGAGAAAUGCUGUGGCUUCUGUGGUCGCAGGCAUACUGUUUUUUACAGGUUGGUGGAUAAUGAUUGAUGCAGCCGUGGUCUAUCCUAAGCCGGAACAGUUGAACCAUACUUUUCACACCUGUGGUGUGUUUUCCACAUUGGCUUUCUUCAUGAUAAAUGCUGUGUCCAACGCACAGGUGAGAGGUGAUAGCUAUGAAAGCGGCUGUCUAGGAAGAACAGGUGCUCGAGUUUGGCUCUUCAUUGGUUUCAUGUUGAUGUUUGGGUCACUUAUUGCUUCCAUGUGGAUUCUUUUUGGGGCAUAUGUUACCCAGAAUACUGAUGUUUAUCCAGGACUAGCUGUGUUUUUUCAAAAUGCUCUUAUAUUUUUUAGCACUCUGAUCUACAAAUUUGGAAGAACCGAAGAGCUCUGGACCUGAGAUCACUUCUUAAAUCACAUUUUCCUUUUGUCUAUUUGUAGAUAAACUCUCCCUCCCCCCAUUGAACUCAGGACCUUGUGCUUGCUAGGCAGGCAGGGUACCACUGAGCUACAUCCCCAGCUUAGAUAAGCUUUUAUCUCUCAAUAUAAUUUACAUAUUGCCAGAUGGAAUCGAUUGUACGUUAAAUGUUUUUAUUUCUUUACUUUUUAUGCCCUGAGUUCUGAAAUAGGUUUAUAAAAUUUCUGUCCUUUUUUCAUGGGUGAGACUGUUAAUAUGUACAUAAUACAAGAUUGUAUGGAUUGGAUGAUGAGUAUCAGUUUUUUAUUCCUAAGACAUAAAGCUUGAUCUGUUCCCUGAGCCAGGGUUGUGUCACCAUGUCAUUUUAGAGCUAAAUACUGUCUCAGUGUGUCUAAUUUUUGAAGAUGUAAAAAAAAAAUGUAUCUCCAUAUACCUAGAAUAAGUGCUGAGCCAUUUAAAGAGGUAUUUCUGCAAAUUGUAAUUUAUUUUGGCUUAAAAUGAGAUUUUUUUUAAAGGAAAAAGUUUGUUUUUCUGUAUUAAAGAGGUGGACUUUUAUAUGAAGAUUUUUCAAAUACCCACAGGACUAGUUUGAAAGCCUCUUUUAAAUAGAUUUCCUCUGCUAUGUCUUCAUUUGAGAAGGGAUAAUGCACGAUCAAAUAAACUGAGUUUUUAUGGUUAACGUUUUAUGGUUAAUGUAAAGCUGCUCAGCAAUGAGCUUCCUAUAAAAGCACCUUCAGCGAUCUGCUGGGUUCUCUUUUGACAUGCCCACUGUUGUCUGGCAUUACACAGUUGCAUAGCAAGCAAGUCUGAGAUGACUGCAGUUUAGAAGCAUGAAUCAUUAACAAAAGGUAGAAUAGUUUAAGGAUAAAGCACUUCCUGGAGGGAAUUAUUAUGACCUAGUAAAAUUUAAUUAUUUCAACCACUUAGUUACUGGCUGCAAGUCUCUCUUUGCUGUAGCUCUGAAGCUUUGAAUGAACAGUUGCUACAAAAUAUAUCUUUAACUGAAAUAUCACACUCCAAUCCAAAACAUCUUUGACCUAGUCUGAAAUACUGUAUUUGUGCAUUGCGUGUAUUCUGUGGGGCUUUAUUGCUAAUUUUGCUUUCCUUUAGUAUAAAGAUUUUGUGUUGCACUUUUUUUCUCAGAGGGAUUUUAUAGAACCUUUUGUCCUAAAAUGGGAUAAUAUCAAUAGUAGUAUAUGCACUUGUAAUGCAAGCCUUAUUCUGCAUAUCUCCUCUCUGAGAGGACUUGCUGUGCACAAAGUAUGAAGCAGUUGUGGAAAGCUGUGCCUUUGUCUAGAUGGCAUCUUGUUCAUUCUUUUUUUUUUUUCCUCAAAAUGUCAGUGAGUUGUGUCUUGCUUCCAACAGAUUUUGAGACUACUUGUUUGCACUCAUAACCCAUUUUUUUUUUUAAGAGUAGGAAAAGUUUAUUGAGGGAAAGAAAGUUUCUGUGUAAGAGAGACA